CUAAGUUACCCAUUUGACGGUACUUUUGCUGCGUUUCGCCUCUGGCUUUUGCCCGCCCACGUGCUCCAAGACUGUUGAGUUGACUUCUGACUUAGCUGCGUGAGUCGCCAACUAGACCAACGUCUUCAGGGGUGUUAAAAUGUGUACACUCAGAUUCUCAUUCACCGACUGUAUCUCCGGUCGUGUUCUGCGUAGAAGCGUUUCCUCUUGGCUAUGAAAUGAAUGUCCCCUCUAUUCCUCUAUGCCCAAUUGUUGAUUCGCAGAGUCUGGCCAAGAAAUUCAUCACGCUGUACGAUCUGACAAAAAUGUACUCUUAUAUAAGAGGUAAAGCUUCUGGACGACGUCAGUUUCAGUACGAGACCGGGCGCGACCUGUGAAGGUUCACUUGAAAAAGCUUCUAGCCAGUAUAGCAACAGUCAGAACAAUGCGAUCAUACAUUAUCCUUUCUCUUCUGGCAUCGCUCGUGGUUGCCACUUCUGCACUUGGAUAUGGACUAUUAGGAGGACUCGGUGGAGGAUACGGCGGUUAUGGUGGCUACGGUGGCCAUGGCGGUUAUGGAGGGUACGGAGGUCCAGGAUAUGGAGGUUAUCAAAAUCCACUGUAUGGAGGAUAUGGUGGAUACGGAGGUUACGGUUAUCCAGGAUACGGUGGAUAUGGAGGUUACCCGAAUAAAUACGGUGGCUACGGAGGAUAUGGAGGAGGAUACGGAGGGGGAUAUGGAGGAGGUUAUGGCGGAGGCUAUGGACCGUAUGGAUACAAACCUUAUUAUUAGAUGUGAAAAUAGUUUGUUGCAAGUAAACAAAAUGUGAUAUUUGUUACUGUUAUUAAAUCCUAAUGCCCAUA
Molecule: messenger RNA, 843 nt
Organism: Culex pipiens pallens (northern house mosquito)
Lineage: Eukaryota; Metazoa; Arthropoda; Insecta; Diptera; Culicidae
Product: neuropeptide-like protein 31
Exons: 5
Coding region: 425-772 (115 amino acids)
Source: RefSeq, a predicted model, not a curated record